AUGCGAAUACCAGGAAACGAGGAAGCAGACGCUCUAGCCAAGGCAGCCUGCAAACAGAUCCCAGACUCACUGCCGCAGCCUACGUUAGCACAUUUGAAGAGGCAGUCUAAAGCAGUUGCUCUCCAAGCUUUUACUAGGAUUUGGCCGUCACUCUGCCCCCGGCAGUAUGCUGACCUUGGGAUAGUCCCACAUCCCAAGCCCCCCCGAACUUCGCCUUCCUCGGCAUCGGCUAGGUAG
Messenger RNA from Colletotrichum truncatum, 237 nucleotides. The record is from RefSeq and is a predicted model, not a curated record. Lineage: Eukaryota; Fungi; Ascomycota; Sordariomycetes; Glomerellales; Glomerellaceae.